AUGAUCUCUCUUGUCCCCGGAAUACCUCACCCGUCAACCUUUCCGUUUGCAAAUCUUUCAUUUACCGUCAGGAAUCCUUCCGGAGGGCCAGACGAAACCAUUAAGUUGGAUCAGAAGCUGGUAUCGGACGCUUUCCAGUACGAUCUUGCAGGUGGCAACGCGCAACUGAUUGACUGGUUCCUCGAGCUACAAGAGCGUGUUCACGGGUUUUCAGGGGGGCACGAUUGGUCAUGUUGCGUCGGCAACGGAAGCCAGGAUCUCAUCUUCAAGGCCUUUCAGGUUUUUACAGAUCCAGAAGAUGCUGUCAUAAUUAAAUCACCAUCUUACGCCGGGGUGGUUGGCUUCCUUGGAGCCGAAAACCACAAACUUAUCGAAAUCCCGACGGACGCAGACGGCAUCAUCCCCGCGGAACUGGAGGAGAUCCUCUCCAGCUGGCCGCCAGGGCGUCCCCGCCCCAAGGUUCUAUACACCUCGCCGACAGGAUCCAACCCGACCGGAGCAACCUGCCCGGAGUCGCGAAAGAUUGAGAUACUCUUGCUGGCACAGCGAUUCGAUUUUGUCAUAUUCGAGGAUAAUGCCUACUACUACCUCAACUACGACCUGGACCCGCCCAGCAUGGCGCGAAACUAUCUCGGGUUGGAGGCAGAGGUCACAGGAGCCUCUGGCCGCGUUGUGCGGUUCGACUCGCUGAGCAAGGUUGUCAGCUCGGGCAUGCGAAUUGGUUUCCUCACUGGGUCGCGGCAGGUGGUACAGCUCGUGACCAGGUUAACCGAGAACACCAAUCUCCAACCCUGCACCACCACGCAGGUCCUCGCCCUCGCCCUGUUCCGGCACUGGGGCCACGACGGCUUCCUGGCGCACGGGCAGGCCGUCGCCGCCCUGUACCGUCGACGGCGCGAUCUGUUUUGCGAGGCCGCCCGCAAGCACCUCGGCGCGCUGGCCUCGUGGCACGCCCCGGCCGCGGGCAUGUUUGUGUGGAUGAAGCUGCGGCUGCCGCGCGGCAAGAUGGAGGACAGCUUCGAGCUGAUGGAGCAAGGCGCGCUGCAGAACCGGGUGCUGGCCCUGCCGGGCGCUGCGUUUUUUGUGCAGGGUGCCCAGACGAGCCAUGUGCGCAUCAGCUUUAGCUUGAUCCCCGAGGACCAGAUCGACGAGGCGUGCGCGCGUCUGGCGAAUCUGGUGAGGUGGGCUUGGGAAAAGGCCGGGGAUGAUGAAGGGGCAAGUGAUAGCUCCUCAUCCUCAUAG
Molecule: messenger RNA, 1242 nt
Organism: Pyricularia oryzae 70-15
Lineage: Eukaryota; Fungi; Ascomycota; Sordariomycetes; Magnaporthales; Pyriculariaceae
Product: kynurenine/alpha-aminoadipate aminotransferase
Exons: 7
Coding region: 1-1242 (413 amino acids)
Biological process (GO): biosynthetic process
Molecular function (GO): pyridoxal phosphate binding; transaminase activity
Source: RefSeq, a predicted model, not a curated record